This is a messenger RNA of Drosophila takahashii, 1932 nucleotides long. RefSeq lists its product as uncharacterized. Lineage: Eukaryota; Metazoa; Arthropoda; Insecta; Diptera; Drosophilidae. The record is from RefSeq and is a predicted model, not a curated record.
CAGAAAAAGGUACAUUUUACCCCCACUUUUUCCAGGCGAACGUCGGCGAGUGAAUUCAGCUUUUUGUGUGAGUAUAAUUUUAAGCCGGAAAUGGAGCCCAGCUACAGGCAGAAGCGGGAGUGGCUUAACAGCCGCGGCGGUACGGGCAAUGGUGCCGGCCACUAUGGAGGCAGUCGUGAGAUUGGCGGCUACUCCGGCCAGUCGGGUCAAUCGCAAUACCCAUACCAAUCUCAGUCCCAUUCCCAUUCCCAAAUGGGUCGCAAUCUGGGGGGCUGGGCACCCUGGUCGGGCCCCAACACGAACACCAACUCCUCCUUGCCUUACACCUCCUCUGACUACCAACCCCCUGCUGCCCCGCAGGCCAACACUCUGUGGAGCCGCGAGAGAUCCGGAUCCAGCUGGAGCAAUCAAGACCAGGCGGCAACAAGCAACGUAAACCGCUCGUGGUCAGGCCCUCGUCCCUCCGCCAACGGAAACCAGUGGCAAGCGCAAGACCCGAAUACAAAUCAAACUCCCAAAAUGAUGUCCCUGCGGGCUCAGGCGGAUGAAAAGGCGGUGCCGGACCACAUUCGCGAGGAGCUCUUCGCUCUGAGCGGUGCCAAGCGCAAGUGGUUCUAUCGCUACCUCGACAUGGGCUGCGGUCACGAGGAGGCGCUCAGCAAGGCCGCCGAAAGGCUGACCAACCCCGCUGGCUUCAAGGGAGGCUCCCUGAAGUGGUACGACAAGUACAUUGCCAGCGGCCUCAGCGAAAAGGAGGCUCGGGCCAAGGUGCUCGAGUACAAGCGAGCCCAUCCCAUCCCGGCAUCGGUGGACCGCGGUCGCAAGCGUCCGGAGCACUCAGUUCCGGAUGAUCGCGGCCGCAAGCGUCCGAUCGAGGAGAACUCUUAUGGCGGAAGGGCCAAAGAGGAACCCAAGAAGCCGAGGAGGGCCGCUGCCUCGCCGCCGCCGAGAUCCUCGCAGGGCUCCAAGAAGGGCUUUCCCGUGGCCCUCAUGCCGGAGAACUAUCCCGACUGCGUGCUGAGCAGGAAGCAGCUGGUUAGGAUCGAGGCUGGGCUCGUGGACGAGAUGCGCAAGGGCUGGAAGACGAGCAUCAACUUCGGGGGCAUCCAAUUCCUGCCGGGCGUCAUUAUUGUCACCUGCAUGGACAGGAACACGCAGAAGUGGCUGGAGCAUGUGGCGCCGAAGAUCACCGUGGUGCAGGGUAUUAAACUGAAGACCUGCCCGGAGGAUGAGAUUCCGGCCACCAAGGCGAUCACUGUAUUUGUUCCACGCUCCUCCGAAGAGCCCGAUAAGAUCACAAAUGAUCUGUUGAAGGAUCAGAACACUGACCUCUUGUCGAAAACCUGGAAGAUCAUGCGCACCACAAAGGUCAAGGACAACAAGGUGGUGACCAUCAGCAUUGGCGACAAGUCCCUGGAGAUGCUCAAGAAGCGCGGCAUGACGGUCAGCUACCGUUUUAGCCAGCUUUCUUGCCGCAUAGCCAGCGACAAGGCCGCUUUGAAGUCGGUUCGCGUUAACUACGCGGAGCCCCGGCCACCAAAGCCUGCGGAGGAUGAGGGUGAGGCUGCUGACGAGUCAGCUGAGAUCGACCUCACCGAGGAGGAUGGCGAGGAGCACAUCUCCAAGCUUGACCUGGUUGUGGUCGACGAGGUUAAGGGAGAUGAUGACGAGGAGAACGAAGUGGUUGAAGAGGAGACGGCUGACGAUGAGGUGGAGCUAAUUGAGGGGGAGCACGAUGAUGAGGAGGAGCUUGCCGAGGGGGAACCUGAUGAAUCCUAUGAAGUCGAUGAGAAUGCCGAGGAGGAGCAGCAGCAGGAGGAAGAAAAUGAAAUCACCGAAGAGGCAGAGAAUGAAAAUGCUGAUGGGGAAGAACAUGAGGUUGAGAAUGCUGACGAGGAAGAGAUUGAGGGCGAGACCACCGUCAUAGAUUAA